GGCAAUAACAAACUAAACUCCCGGAAACCCAUGGCGCUGUCCCUCGGCAUUAGUUCCCUGGUCAUCGCUUAAACCUCGCUAAAAAGAAGGAAUUAAUACUAGCGGACAUAUUUAGUUCUGGAUUUACCGGUUAGAAAGUCGUGGGCUUUAACAUGACCUUUUUUUAUAACUGCAGACUUUUUACUCUCUAAAAAUGUGUGUACGCCAGAACAACUAUAUCUUAUGUGAACGCAGUCAGGCACCUGUGGUAAUACACCUCCAGUAUUAAAUAUGUUCUCAAUUUGCAUCAUAUCGCUUCCAACAGAGAUUUAGUCACUUUCCGUGAGGACGAUUCGAAGCUCAACUACACAAUCAAGUUUCUGGAAUAAUGUUUUGCCAGUAUGCAACAUGGCGCCCACAUACUCAGCUUCCGCUUUGUCACUAUGGAAUCUAGAUUGUGUCCUAGGAAGUGACGUCUGUAAACAGCAGCGAGUUGUAUCCGUGGCAGCUGAAGCCGAAGGGUACCGGGAGCGAUGGCCAGGGACUCCUUAUCCGAUGCGGGGCUUCACUUUGAUGAGCUGAACAAAUUGCGCAUCUUGGAUCCAGAUGUCGCCCAGCAAACAAACGAAUUAAAGGAGGAAUGCAGAGAUUUUGUAGACAAAAUAGGCCAUUUUCAGAAAGUAGUGGGUGGACUAAUUGAACUUGUUGAUGAGCUAGCAAAAGAAACCGAAAACGAAAAAAUGAAGGCAAUAGGUGCCCGGAACUUAUUAAAAUCUAUAGCAAAGCAAAGAGAAGCCCAGCAGCAGCAACUGUAUGCCUUAAUAGCAGAGAAGAAAAUGCAACUAGAAAGGUACCGAAUAGAAUACGAGGCACUGUGUAAAGUGGAAGCUGAACAAAAUGAAUUUAUUGAUCAAUUUAACCUCCAGAAAUAGCACCACUUGCAGGCUGUGAUUGCUCUGGCUGACUGCGCGGGUCGCUUUAUUUUCCCAGCAAGAAUUUCUUCUCAGUACACACAUUUCAUUGCAAUUCCAGUUGGACAUUGCAGCACUGUUCAAUAAAACAUUCCUCAAUACUACUUGCUCCUUUUGUCUAAAGCAUUCUCGGACACCUGACCAAGCUCUGCUGUUUCAGACAUUUCAUCGUAAAAGAACAAAACCAGCAUUUCUCUCCAGCAAGUAACCGGUCAAGAAGCUUUAAGAGAUACAAGCCUAUUUUUAAAUCAUUGUUAAACAUUAAAAUGUAUUAUUAUACUUUCUAUCUGCCCAAGUGCUUUUUAAACCAUAGUUUAAGUACAGUUAUUAGAUGCUGGACACAAUGUAUUUAAUGCAACACAUCAGCACAUUUAAGAAUGUGUAUUUCCUGCAAUGAACAGUCAUGCAUCAGUAAUAGCCGCUUAGCAGGGAUUAUGCUGGCAUAUUUUGGCUCAGCUUACCCCACCUAAGGUUAUCUAAACCCUGUUUUCACCGAUAUCUCACCCACUUGAAUCAUCACUGUGAAGUUAUAGGCAGGGCUUUGCAUGUCUGUAAAGAUUACGGUUAUAUAUAUUUUUGACAUUGCCUUUGCAGAAAACGCUGUAAGAAGAGCAACUUUGCUCCAUGUAUGCUUAUGUGCAUAUGGGGACAACUCACAUCUUAAAAAUAGCCUCACAGUUUGAGAGAAACAGAUUUAAACGCUUUGCAGAGAUGGGCGGUUAUUAUAAUUGGAAAUGUGAAGAGAAUGACAGCAAAAUUUGCCUAUAUAUAUAUAUAUAUAUAUAUAUAUAUAUAUACACACACACACACACACACACACACACACGUACAUCAUUGGUACUUUAGCAACAACAUUUCUAUAGUGUGUUCUUGUUCAUCAGGGGAAAAUACCCCACAGUUCAUCUUAAAUCAGAAGUAUUGAAAAAGCCGAGCAACGGCGACGGGUAACGUUUUUAUUGGUACGUUUCUACAUACAUGUUGGUCGUGACUGAAACUGGAGUUGGAUUUGUUUAGUUUUUAAUGUAUCUCAUUUUAUAUCAUUUAUUUGCACAUGUUAAAUUGCUUGGAGUGCUGUUGAUCAGUGGAUGGAUAAGUAUUGUGCUCUCAGUGCAUAGAAACAAAUGUUUUAUAUGGAUGCUUUUUUGUGUACAUUUAAUUUGCCUCGAUUUAUAAAAAAAGAAAAAUGUA
Molecule: messenger RNA, 2138 nt
Organism: Xenopus tropicalis (tropical clawed frog)
Lineage: Eukaryota; Metazoa; Chordata; Amphibia; Anura; Pipidae
Source: RefSeq, a predicted model, not a curated record